GCAUGGAUUGGGGGCCCGUCUUCUCCGUGCGGCUACGCUGACCCGCCCGGUUCUCUCUGCGCUGGCAGCGGGGCUGGGGAGGGCUCGAGGCUGGCGGAGCGGGGCCGGGGCCGCGCGCGGGAGAGGGCAGGUGCGCUGGGGCGCUCGCUGGGCGGCGCCGCCGCCGCCGGGAUUUGGGGAUGCUGGUUCCCUUGGUACUGUGUGCAACUCUCAUGAUAGGAAGUGGUGAAAUUCAAGGUGAUGAAUGGAUUGACCCCACAGAUAUGCUCAAUUAUGAUGCAGCAUCAGGAACAAUGCGACGACCUGCCAAGGUAAAUUAUGAUGACUCUGAGAAUAGGGAGGAACCAGAUGCCGUUGUGAACUUGCCAAGCACUGCAGCAGUAUCAGAGUGCCAUAGGAAAUUAGAAUCCUUAAUUCAGAAGAUUGAAGAGUAUGAGAAGAAAGAGAAGACCAAGUUAAGUGAAAGCCAUAGCAUUCAUGUUUUUAGGAGAUACUUGAAUAAGAUUUUAAUUGAAGCUGGAAGACUUGGCCUUCCUGAUGAAAACAUUGGUGAUGUGCAUUAUGAUGCUGAGAUCAUCCUUACAAGUCAGGCUCUUUUGGAGAUCAACAGAUUUCUCAAUGAGGAGGACUGGAAAUCAGGCGCUUUGGAUGAUGCAGUUAAUAAUAUUCUGAUUAAUUUUAAACAUCAUGAUUAUGAAGUUUGGAAAUGGAGGUUUGAGGACACUUUUGGAAUUGAUCCAUAUAAUUUGCUUAUGGUACUCUUGUGUUUGUUAUGCAUUAUAGUAACUGUAGCUACUGAGCUAUGGACACACAUUGGUUGGUAUACUCAGGUAAAACGCAUUUUAUUCAUCAGUUUUCUCAUCAGUUGUGGAUGGAACUGGAUCUACUUAUAUAAGAUAGCCUUUGCACAGCAUCAAGCUGAAGUGGCCAGAAUGGGAAGUCAUGACACAGUAUGUGAUAAGAAGAUAGACUGGAGCGAGAGUCUUUUUGAAUGGUUGAGAAGUUCAUGGACAUUCCAGGAUGAUCCUUGUCAGAAAUACUAUGAAACGAUACUAGUAAAUCCCAUUUGGCUAGUCCCCCCAACAAAGGUAUUGGCUGUUACAUUUACCAAUUUUGUAACAGAACCAUUGAAACAUAUAGGGAAAGGAAUUGGUGAAUUUAUUAAAGCCCUUAUGAAGGAGAUACCAAUGAUGCUACAGAUUCCAGUGUUAAUCAUCCUAGCUGUGGCUGUUCUGGGUUUCUGCUAUGGUGCAGGAAGAUCAGUUGCUACACUAAAACAUUUAACAGGUCCUGAGCGGAAACCAUCUCCUUCACUUCCUUCAAGUGACAGACAGCACUGGGAACAAAUACAUUAUAAUGCAGGUGAUUCAGAUGCCAAUUACAGAAGGAAUGUUGGUGCCCUCACUGGAGGACCUCAUGACAGAGGAGAUGAUCACAUGAGACUUCAAAAUGGCAACAGAAGCUCUGAAGUUCUGCUGCCAGGUGGUACACCAAAUGCACGAAGAGAGGAGCAUCACAAGUGUGGAUUGCACCCUGUGUCUCAAGAUCAAACAAUUUUUAGAGUGAAAACCAAUGUAGAUCAAAACUGUGAUAAAGAGAUUGCACCUGAAGAGCAGAAACUGUGCACACUUGGAGUUGAACAAGAGUCUGAAAAGAAUUGUGAACCUCAAGCAAGUUGUAGCUUAAAAAAGGAGAAAACAAAUAAGCAAAACUCAGUUGAUAAAACAGGAGAUCUUGAAAAGACGGAAAAGGGCAGUCUACCUCGAUUAAUGGAAGACACAGAGGAAACUAAAGCAUCUUUGAACUCUACUGAUUUGUGCUAUGGUGCAGGAAAAUCGGUUGCUACAUUAAGAGAUUUUAAAAGUCCUGAGCAGGAACCAUCUCCUUCACUUCCUCCAAGUGACAGACAGCACUGGGAACAAAUAAAUUAUAGUGCAGGUGAUUCAGAUGCCAAUUACAGAGGGAAUGUUGGUCCCCUCAGUAGAGCACCUUAUGACAGAGGAGAUGCUCUCAGAGAGAGAGAGGUUCACGUGAGACUUCAAAAUAGCUACAGAAGUCCUGAAGUUCUGCCGGCCAGUGAUAUACCAGAUGCACAAAGAGAAGAGCAUCACAAGGUAGCAUCCAAUGAACAAAGUCAGCAGCCUGCUGUUGAAGCUCUUCCAGGAACCCCUUAGUUCCCUGGUUUUAUCUUCCUGAUGCAAUGGAACCCCAGUGUAGGUGAAAGUGCAGCAAUUAAAGAAUCAGUAAUUUAUCAAUGCCAGGUGGCAAGUGAGACACUACCUAUUGCUUGCCCCUUAAUCAAGAAGACUGGAUUCCUAGUGAAUUCUCAUCCUUCAGAUUUUUAUUCCUUAUGGAUCAACACUACCCCUAUGAAGCUGUUUAUAAAAGUCUUGUGAUGGAGUGCUAGGCAAAUGUAUGUAUCUCAAAGUAAACCAAGCCUGGUUGUAAAGCAAGAGCUUAUUUUUGCAUUUAAAUAAAGUAGCUUUUUAAGAAAAGUGGCCAGCAUGUGAGAUGUUCAAUUUAAGCUAUGAGAAGCCAGCACUCUUGGUGUUUAGGAGAUAGAGUAGAAAGUGUGUCCUAAACUAAACUGGAAAUCAUUUUUUUCUGAAUUCAGAUACCAAAAUAGCUCAUCAGAACAAGACUUUUACUGACCCAAGUCUGCAGCGUGAUUUUUCCAAUCCCAGUUAGGUUUUCAGUAGUUUCCAUGCACACACAAGAGGAAUAACUAAGCAGUCUGGGAGAGAAUUUAUUCCUCAGUUUGUGGGUUUAAAAAAACAAAACAAAACAAAACUGGUAUAAAAAUGUCCAGGGACUACCUGAUCAUUCCAGGAAAAGGAAACAUACAAAUUGGGAAAAAGUUUUUUUAACAGGACAUAUAGAACUAUGAAAUUUGUAUUACUGUUAAUUUAAACUGCCAUAAACUUGUACCGGUUUAAUCAAUGAAGCAGAGUACCUUAAACACUACAUCUUACUGAUCACAAUGCUAUCCACUUCAGAUAGUUAGAAGAAAGUACUCAGUGACUCAUUUCAGCUUUGACAUACAGUUAAUCUCUAGCAGUAGUGGCAACUGUAGACUGUACCUUUUGCAGAAUACUGAUCACAGGAAUGUACAACUGUCAAUUUACUAGCACUAUUUUUAAAAAGUAAAACUAUUUACACAAUACACUUUGAACUGAAUAUCCAAAUGUUAUUAGUGCUACAAAACCCUUUUUUCCUUUAAAGGCAUAUUGUCAUUUUCCCUUCAAACAAAGGAAAGUGACAGAUUCUUUGUUAAAAAUUACAGUACAAUCUGACCCCCUAAUCUUUGUGCUGUAGUUGAAAUUCCAACAAGGCUUCUCUUUCUAAAAGUCUUCGGUAGGAUUUGGUCUCUUUAUACUGGAGGGUAAAGGGACUCUCUGUUCAUCCAUUCUCUUGGCCUGUGAUCUCAAAAUAAGGCUGAAGAAAUCUUCAUCAGGUACAGUUGGUCCUUUUGUGGCAGUUGAUGGUGGAGCACAUCUUUGAUCAUCUAAUCUGGAACCCUAAAGAUUUAGCAAGAGAUAAAAAUUUAACCAGUGCCUGUCAGAAGCUCAUACAAUGAUACGCUUACUAUUUCAUUGUUAAUAUUCUGUGUUUUCUCACUGCAGAAAGUUUAUUUUUAUGCACAGGAACAGAUUCAUUAAAAGCCAUCAGGAUUUCUUUUUAAUAAAAUUAUAGUAAUAUUGCAUCUAGAAUACUGGCAUAGUUAAUAGUAAGGGUAUAUAGCCUUACCCAGUGAGCAGGCAGUUCAAACUCCUCCCUCCCCUCUAGCAGUUUGAUGGGAAAUACUGUAACAUACCCAUUGAAGAUGUCUCAUCAAAAACAUCCUGUAUUAGAUUUGUGUACUAAGUUAACAAUGUGAUUUAGUUUCUGGUGAGCCCGUUGAGGUGUGAGUAGUAAGUGUUAAAAGAAUAACCUUUUUUGCAGGGGAAUAUUUUGUAUUCCUAUUUUCUAUCUAUAUGGAAACUAGACUCUCCCUCAUCCUUAUUAGUGCCAUUCAUCCCUUACACGAGGGCAUGUAAGAGAGCAUUAAUUUCCAUUCUCAAUUUGAUUUUCUGUAUUUGACAUCACUCCUAUAGUUAAUAAAGUAGAAUACAAUUGCAAAA
Messenger RNA from Mauremys mutica (yellowpond turtle), 4121 nucleotides. RefSeq names its product chloride channel CLIC like 1 (gene CLCC1). Gene Ontology annotation, molecular function: chloride channel activity. The transcript is spliced from 13 exons. Lineage: Eukaryota; Metazoa; Chordata; Testudines; Geoemydidae. The record is from RefSeq and is a predicted model, not a curated record. Gene Ontology annotation, cellular component: membrane; endoplasmic reticulum. The coding region runs from base 180 to 2174 and encodes 664 amino acids.